CGUGUGAGCGCUGCGCGUAGCCACGCCCCUCCCGUGUGCUGGGCGUGGCCUGUACAGGUGAGGGAAGGAGAGCCGAUUGCAACAAUUACAGGAAGAGCCCAGGCUGCGUCAGGACAGGGAUGAGCACUGACCGCACUAUCUGUACUGCACCUAAUAUAGGGUAGGCUGCAUACUGAGGUGGGUGAGCGACCCUCAGGCGCGGGGAAUACUUAGCGUCUUCUGUGGGGACUGUGUGACAGACAUGUCACUGCUGUGUGGCACUGCAGCUGCAGGGUGUCACUGUGUGCCCUGUGACUGCGAGUGUGCAUGACACUGUAUGUGGUGGACAGGCAGAGCACGCUCACACUAUAUGGGUAGGAUUCACACUGUGCGUCUCUGACUGGAGUGUGAGAGUCUGAUGUCAGGUGCUGAGACUGAUAUUACAGCCAUAUAGAGGACAGUCCAGGACUAACACAUAGACAUGGGGUUCCAGAACUACAUCAGGGGGUACAGCACACUGUAGAUACCUGUAUUAUACAUCAUCAGUCUAACAUUGUACGGAUAUCACCUGUACAGUAAGAAGGGAACUUCAUUGGGGGCUGGAACUUCAGAGACCCCUGUAGAGGAACUUUCCUUUAAGACUGUGUGACGCAUCCUGAGAAAGUUUGGACACAUUGUGAGAAGUUGGGCGAACAGAAGUCAACUGGAACGGCACCGAUUCUAUCUGGCACCGGCACUCUAUCCGUAAACUGGUGAAGGCAAGAUGUCUGUAGAAAAGAGACUGAUGAAGCUGGAAGAGAUGGUCCUCAAAGGCCCCUAUGGAUGUGACUGUGACUCCCUGAGCAUGGAGACCCUCUUAGAUGUGCUGAUCUGCCUGUGUCAGGAAUGUAAUACGCCAGCUCUCCGGCGGGACAAGAAUGUGACAGAAUUCCUGGCCUGGGCUGAACCAUUUGCCUCAAAAAUCAAACAAAUGAGACUGAAAAGAGAAGAUUUUGAGAUUUUAAAAGUAAUCGGGAGAGGAGCAUUCGGGGAGGUGGCAGUGGUGAAAAUGAAGGGCAGUGGAAAAAUCUUUGCCAUGAAAAUCCUUCACAAAUGGGAAAUGCUGAAACGAGCUGAGACUGCUUGUUUUCGAGAAGAAAGAGAUGUUUUGGUGAAAGCUGACACUCAGUGGAUUGCCAGCCUUCGUUAUGCAUUUCAUGAUGAGAACUACUUGUACCUGGUGAUGGAUUACUAUGUUGGAGGAGAUCUAUUGACUCUGCUUAGCAAGUUUGAGGACAGACUACCUGAGGAGAUGGCUCGAUUUUACUUGGCAGAAAUGGUAUUAGCAAUAAAUUCAGUACAUCAGCUGAACUAUGUUCACAGAGAUAUAAAACCAGAUAAUAUUCUCAUUGACCUGAAAGGUCACAUCAGACUUGCUGACUUUGGGUCUUGUUUGAAAAUGCGUCCAGAUGGCAUGGUGGAAUCCUCAGUUGCAGUUGGCACCCCUGAUUACAUUUCACCAGAAAUUCUUCAAGCCAUGGAGGAUGGCAAGGGCAAGUAUGGGACAGAGUGUGACUGGUGGUCACUUGGAGUCUCCAUGUAUGAAAUUCUAUUUGGAGAGACUCCUUUCUAUGCGGAAUCCCUUGUAGAGACUUAUGGAAAAAUAAUGAACCACGAGGUACAUCUGCAGUUCCCCUCAGACAUUACAGAUGUAUCAGACCAUGCAAAGAAUCUAAUCAGUCGCCUUAUCUGCCGACAAGAAGAUCGACUUGGAAAAGGUGGUGUUGAUGACUUCAAGAAACAUCCAUUCUUUAAUGGAAUGGACUGGGAUAACUUGCAUACAGCUACCCCGCCUUAUAUCCCAGAGGUUGACAGUCCAGCAGACACUUCUAAUUUUGAUGUGGAUGAUGAGACUUUGAAAAAUUCGGAAACCUUGCCUCCAAGUAAUAACAAUGGUUUUGCCACGCAUCUCCUUCCAUUUGUGGGAUUUACGUAUACAUCCAACUGCCCCUUAGCAGACAAAGGCUCGCUGAUGAACUGCAUGGUCAGCAAUGGAAUGGGAAAUGGUCCGGGACAAGGUAAAGACUCCAUUCCAGCUCAAAAUUUGCAUGUUUCAAGCCCUGAGACACCUGCUAAAGAUCGUGUGAUCCGCAGUUUAAAAACAGAGAUGGAAAUUCUCCAGAAAAAAUUAGCAGAAAAAUCCACAGAACAGGAGACAGUAUCAGGAGCACAAAUUCAGUCCAUGGAGAAACAGAUCAGAACACUUAAACAAGAUAAAGAUCGACAUGCAAAGGAUCUCGCAGACAUGUUAGCUCAGUUGAAGUCUCAAGGAGAAGAAAUGAGGAUGGCUUUUGAGAAGCAAAGGAGAACUCAGGAUGAGUUGCGUUUAAUGGAGGACAAGUGUGAAGGGCUAAGUACUCAGAAUAGCAGGUUGUCUCGUAGACUGAAAGAUAAAGAAGAUGAGGCAGAGGCUGCCACAGAAAAAGUGAGGGCCCUGAGAAAGGACCUGCACAAAGCAGAGGCCAGCAGACGGGAGGCAGAAUCACUAGUGGAGGAUCUGACUAUAGAAGUGGAAAGACAGAAGAAGUUGGUAGAGAGAAGUGAAGCACUCGCCGCCCAGACAACUGAAGACCUGGAAAGAAUUAAGGUACAGCAGGCCAUCACUUCUCCAGUAAUCAGUGGCUCCUUUCAUAGCUAUGAGAUGGCCCAGCAGAAAAUAGAACUUGAAAGACGGAUCCAACAGCUAGAGACAGAACUUUCUCAAUUGAGAGGAGAAUUUUCACAUCGGGAAGCAGAACAUGCCAAUGAGACUAAAUCACUCCGCAGAGAACUAGGAGAGAAGGAGGAGCAGCUGAUAUCAUUGAAGCAUGAAUUGGAAGGAAUGCAGGAGAGCAUUGGCAAAACAAGACAUGAUAGUGCACGCACACAAGAGGAGGAGCUUCAGAAGAUCCAAAAGGCAAAUGAAAGAGAGAAAAACCACCUUAAGCAAGAGAACCGAAAACUUCAGGAAGACAUGGCUAGGUUAAAGACAAUAUCCGAAAAGCUGUCUGCUUCUCAGAAGCAACUGGAAGAAGAGGUCCGUGUAUUGGAAGAUAAGAAAGAGACAUUGGCCAAUUGGGAAGCCCAGAUCACAGAUAUUCUGCAAUGGGUUAGUGAUGAGAAACAAUCACGUGUUUAUCUACAAGCCUUGUCAGUCAAAAUGACAGAAGAGUUAGAGACUCUAAAAAAUUCUGGAACUCAAACACCAUCCAGCAAGACAGGGGAGAGCCAAUGGAAAGCACGCAGGCUGCAGAAACUAGAGGCUUCAGCACGGCUUGAACUCCAGUCUGCUCUUGAGGCAGAGAUCAGAGCAAAGCAAAGUAUCAAAGAGGAAAUGAAUAAACUCAAGUCUGAGAGCCUUGAAACUGACAGAAAGCUACAGGAGGCAGAUGAAGAAAAUAAGAAGUUAAGAGCGGAAAUGGAGAAGUUGCGUGAGGAAGCAAAGACAAAGGGAACAGCAGAAAACAAGUUACAGCGAUCUCUGAUUCCAUUUUUAUCAUUCCGUUCUGAGAAGGAAGUUGUCACGUCUGAAAACUCAGAACAGCCUCAAGUGUCGAGCAGUGUCAUCUUAAGACGAGGAGACAGAACUGAUUCUGUGAAAAAUAAAGUCAAUAGGAGAUCUGUUGGGAUCAUAGAAAGUAUAGAUGAGACCUCAGACAAGCCGAAGACACACACUUUCAAAGUUAAAAGUUUUACAUCACCAACAAAAUGUCUCCGCUGUACAUCGGUCAUGGUUGGACUUAUACGGCAAGGAGUGUGCUGUGAAGUGUGUGGGUAUAUGUGCCAUUUAUCCUGCUGUGAUGGUGCCUCAAUUUGUCCAUGUCCCCCUAGUCAAAAUAAGAGGAUUCUUGGAGUAGAUCCAAAAACUGGCAGCGGCACUGCUCUGGAAGGAUACUUAUCGAUCCCUAAGCCAGCUGGAGUGAAGAAGGGAUGGCAACGGGCCUAUGUGAUUAUAAGUGACUUCAAGGUUCUUGUGUAUGAUGCCAUUUCCCAGUGUAAUACUACUAUCCUACAGGUCAUCGAUAUGAGAGAUGAACAUUUUUCUGUCAGUUCUGUCUUGGAGUCGGACGUCAUUCAUGCAAACCCCAAAGACAUUCCUUGCAUAUUUCGGGUAGUCUUCUCACAACUUGGUUUCCCACUCACCACCUCCUCUCAGCUUCUGCUGGCUGAGACUCCUGAAGAAAUGCAGAAAUGGGUGCAAGUGCUGAAGGAACUGCAGUCGCUCCUGCGGGAGCAGAGGCCAGAGGAUCGCUCUGUUCGAUUGUUAAAGGAGGCAUAUGACAGUGCACUGCCUCUCAUACGCACAGCUCUCUGUGCAAGUGUCAUGGAUCAGGAAAGAAUUGCUUUGGGAACAGAAGAUGGACUUUUCCUGUUGCACAUGAAUAAAAACGAUAUCACCCAGAUAGGAGACUGUAAGCGCGUGUUGUCAUUGAGAUCUGUUCCAGAAGUCCAGCAGUUGGUUGUCCUUUGUGGAAAAAGCCAUAGCGUUCGUCUCUUCAACUGGGACCUCCCACCAGACUCUUCUGGAGUAAAGAUCCCUGAAGCAAAGGGCUGUCAGGUCAUUGCAACAGGUUUGGUGUGCCAAGGCUCCACAGCUGUACUUUGUGCCGCUUCCAAGCGGCAGGUUGUCUGCUUCCAAUUGACAAACCGAAAAGGUCUUCCCCGGCGGAUAAAAGAAUUCCAAGCAGCUGGAGUUGUACAGUGUAUGGACAUCUUAGGGGAACGGCUAUGUGUUGGUUUCACAUCUGGUUUCUCUCUUUAUCCUAUCCUCAAUGAAGGGGCACCAUUAAACUUUCCAAAUCCUGAUGAUUCCAAGCUAACCUUCCUUAUACAAGCUGCCCCUGAUGCACUUUGUGCAGCUAGACUGGCACUAAGCGAGUACCUAUUGUGUUUCUCCACGUUUGCAAUAUAUGUGAAUGCAGAGGGAAAGAAGUCACGUUCACAGGAAAUCAUGUGGCCCGCACCACCACUUGCUUGCUCGUACACCUGUCCUCAUCUCACAGUCUUCAGUGAAAAUGCGGUCGACAUAUUUGAUGUCCGAAAAAGUGAAUGGAUCCAGACUGUUCAUCUGAAGAAAGUUCGGCCUUUGAAUUAUGAAGGAUCUCUUUGUGUAUUUGGAACUGAGAAAGUCCGCCUGAUAUAUCUACGUAAUAAAUUGGCUGAUGAAGAUGAGUUUGAAGUUCCUGAGACCUCAGACAACAGCCGCAGACAGCUCCUUAAAACCAAAAGCAAGAGACAUUUCUCCUUCAGAAUUUCAGAUGAAGAGCGGCAACAGCAGAGAAGGGUGAUGCUGAAAGAUCCUCAGAUGAGAUCGAAACUAAUCUCUAACCCAAAGAAUUUUAAUCAUUUGGUUCAUGUUGGGCCUGGAGAUGGAAAGCAUCAGUUAAAAGAUCUGCCAAUGGCACAAGAAGAGAAAAGGAGGAGCAGUGGGCAAGAAGCAGCAGGGAUGGAAAGACCAUUAUCUUCUAGCAGUGACACUGUAAAACGAAGUUCAUGCAGCUCCCAGUCAGAAGACUCCCUGUCCUCACCUCACAGCUUGAUCCUCUCAUCAGAAACCUUACAUGAGAUUCCUGAUCAAACUGCUACUUUAAAUACGUCCAACACUUCUUCAUAAGACCUGAUGCAUGAGCCUGUUGCGAUUUUUUGCUGACAAGGAUUAAAAAAAAUGUGACAGUGGAUUUUUAUGAUUUUUUUGUUACAGUCAAAAUGCUUUUGUUUGUCUUGUUACUUUGUUUUAUUGGAUGUGUAU
Molecule: messenger RNA, 5746 nt
Organism: Hyla sarda
Lineage: Eukaryota; Metazoa; Chordata; Amphibia; Anura; Hylidae
Gene: CDC42BPG
Product: CDC42 binding protein kinase gamma
Exons: 37
Coding region: 743-5611 (1622 amino acids)
Biological process (GO): actomyosin structure organization; peptidyl-threonine phosphorylation
Cellular component (GO): cytoskeleton; actomyosin; cytoplasm
Molecular function (GO): protein serine/threonine kinase activity; ATP binding
Source: RefSeq, a predicted model, not a curated record